AUCAUUGCGGUAGCAGAGUACACCCCUCUUGUGAGAAAGUUUCAUAUCAAAAAGCCGCUUUCCCGAGUUGAUCAACGUAUCCUAUUUCUCUAAACUAUGGCUUCACAUCAAAAGAAGCAAAAAGAAUCGCGACAACGGCAACUGCCCCAGCCCUCUACAAGGACCGACCAGAGCCUCGAACCUGAUAGAAGGACCCAUCGGGCUACCUCUAUCGAGUCGACAGGCUCCGUUGAGUCUGGUAUUUCACAUUAUCUUCACUAUCAAGACAACUCAUGCUUCUUUGCGCCCGAGUGGUUAGAGGAAACUCCAGCUCGGGGUGAUCAAGAUCAGGAACAUGCUCUGCAGUAGUGAUAAUAGGUUGUUUGAAAAGUUAUCUCGCGUUGAUGUGUGGGAACUCGUAUGUGUCUGUGUCCGUCGAGCAGCAAACCACAUAGGCUGACCUAGGCUUGAUAGAGCAUCAAUAUAAUUUCUCGGAGAAACGCCACCUACGCAACGUGUAAUUAGCAGCCAACGGAUUUUAUAGGUUGGAGGGUUAAUAUCACAAUAAUGUCCAUGCCAUACCCACAGUUUACAGGCACGGCUGGAAUACAAUGAUGAUAAGGGAUCUCAGGUAUUUGAUACUUGAAUGGGUAAAAGAAUACGGAGAGACAGCGCGUCAAUCUACUCUUACGCUGACGGACGACAGAUGCCAUCGUUAGCACGGCGCUAACUACUGCAUGAUUAUGUCGGGCGGCAGUGGCUUGGAAUUGUGUAUGUGGGUGCAUAACAACCACUUCGUUAAGGGAGACAAGUGUUUUAUAACGACUCUGGUAGGAAUAAUUAUCAAGUAU
Messenger RNA from Aspergillus ochraceoroseus IBT 24754, 830 nucleotides. RefSeq lists its product as uncharacterized. The record is from RefSeq and is a predicted model, not a curated record. The transcript has a single exon. The coding region runs from base 97 to 348 and encodes 83 amino acids. Lineage: Eukaryota; Fungi; Ascomycota; Eurotiomycetes; Eurotiales; Aspergillaceae.